GCUAUAAGCAUGGCUCUAACUCAAGAAGAAGUAAACAAAAAUGGCGGUUUACUUUUCUGCACGGAUUUGCAAGUGAAAAUUGCGCACUCUUUAAAUUGUUUUUAAAACGUGUUUGUUAAUCCUGUUGGUUGAAAACUUUUGUGAAAUCCAUAUACGACGGUUUUGGUUGAUCUUCUACCGGGGCUGUGUUUUCAUCUCCGUCUGCUCCAUUACUACUUAAAGCCACCGAAUGGAUCGUAUUCUUCUGUAACUUGCGUUGAGAAAAUUACAUUUAGUGUUGGCUAGAGGUGCCGUAAAAUUCGUAUGAUUGCAAGGUGCAAUGGCCACUCAAAGAGUCCUUCCUCAAAGCAAAGAAACUCUGUUACAAAAUUACAACAAACGUCUGAAAGAUGACAUCAAGUCUAUCCUCGAUAACUUCACCGAAAUCAUCAAAACGGCAAAGAUUGAGGAGGAGACCCAGGUUUCUCGACCUACCCAAGCAGAGCAAGACCACUAUGAAAUGCACGUUAGAGCGGCCAACAUUGUUCGAGCUGGAGAAUCCCUGAUGAAGUUGGUGUCCGACCUGAAACAGUUUUUGAUUUUGAACGAUUUUCCCUCCGUGAAUGACGCUAUCAGCCUUCAGAACCAACAGCUUCGCUCACUGCAAGACGAGUGUGACAAGAAACUCACAUCCCUCAGAGAUGAAAUCGCCAUUGACCUUUAUGAGCUAGAGGAAGAAUAUUACUCCUCCAGCUACAGUCUGUGGGACAACUCAGAUGUGCCCCUUUGUGAGGCCUACCGUCGCCCGGACAGUUGGAUGUCCCCAGACAGUAGCUGUAGUUCUCCAUCCGAGGACAGAGAGGACACUGAUGGGCCUCUUGCACCUGGGACAAACCCUCAACACCACCUCAAUGGACACAGCACCACCACAUCUGAAAAGCCUUGAUAAAUUGUUCAGGGCAUUGUUUACAUUUGUAUUUUGUAUAAAGAAUCACUAAUGUUAGUUUUGUAAGAUGGACAUACAGCAAUUAUGAAACUCAUUUAAAUUAGUGAUGAUACAAACACGGAUAUGUGCUUCAUGUUUUUGUGCAAAAGAAACUUUUUUUUAAUAAAGGUUAUAUUAGGAAAGACAUUUAUCCAGCUCAAUUUCAAACAUGAACAAUUACAACAUUACAGGUCACAAUCCUAAUUAGUAAAACUAAAAAAUGUAAUUCAGUAAGCUAUUUUACUAUUUAAACACAACACAUUAAAAUAUUCAACUUAUUACUGUCCUAUUUGCAAGUUGUAACUUUGAGCCGAUCAAUAUCGACGAUUCAUUUUCUUAAACUUCUCAUAAUGGUAGUCAUCUGUGGCCUUUUCAUUGUUGGGACGUUUGCGAACAUUGGGUGGUGAGGGUGCUGUUGGACGUUAAUGGAAUAUUGUUACACGAAAUUUUAUACAAUAACAUUGAAUUUAAAAUGCAUAUUUUUUUUACCCUCUGGGCCUGGUUUUUCUGUGUCUCCCACACGCAGUGGUCUUGGUUUAGGUUCCUCUUUGUGUCUGUUGUUAUGUCUUUGGGGAGCAUUCACAUCCUCGUGAUAAACUAGGCAAAACCAUCAAUGGCAAGUAGAAGUUAAUAAGAUAAAAAUUACUGAGUGAAACAAAUGUAGAUGAUCACUCACAGCGAUUGUGUUGGACAUAAUUAACAGCAAUGUUUGUGGGCACAAAUGACGUUCCCAGGUCUUUUUUCUUAUUUCUUUGCUCUGCCAACAACUUAGCUUUUGCCUCUUCUGUUUGAAUAAUGUUCUUGAUUUUUGCACUGAAAGAAUAUGAAUUAUUACUACUGCUUCACGACAAAAUAUCAGAACAUCGGUGUGAAGUUUACACUUACUCGAUGCCUAAGUCAACUUCAGGGAUCCCACUCAGCAUCUGAUUGGACAACAUCUCUUCUGUUUUCUUGGCAGAAUUUACUCUGAUAUUCUCCGGCAGUUCAUACAAGUGAUCUUCUGCGUUUUUCACUUUCACCUUCUGUUCCUCAUCUUCCACCAAACCUUUUUUCUUUUUCAACUCUGUCUCAAUGUAUUUCAUCCUGAUAACAAUCAUUAACAUGUAUACCACGCAGUAAAUGUAUUAUGUAUAAAACAUGGGAUCUGUCAAAAAUAUGUAGAUUAUGUAAUAAAAGUCUUACAUGUCAGCA
Messenger RNA from Boleophthalmus pectinirostris (great blue-spotted mudskipper), 2155 nucleotides. It is a transcript of the gene med22, whose product is annotated as mediator complex subunit 22. Gene Ontology annotation, biological process: regulation of transcription by RNA polymerase II. Bases 320 to 925 code for a protein of 201 amino acids. Lineage: Eukaryota; Metazoa; Chordata; Actinopteri; Gobiiformes; Gobiidae. The record is from RefSeq and is a predicted model, not a curated record. Gene Ontology annotation, cellular component: mediator complex. Gene Ontology annotation, molecular function: transcription coregulator activity. The transcript has 4 exons.